AUGAACGAGGACAAGAGGAUAGGAUGUGUCGGAGACGAGGAGAAAGCCGAAGCGUGCUACAUGGAUCAAAAUCUUCGGAAAUUGAGCGACAGAUGGGAGGAUAAUAGGAGGGAAGAGGUUGAAAAGAGGGAGGAGGACAUGACGGCUCUAAAGGGAAUGUCAGUGGUAGGAUCUUGUCUGGCGCUGAUCGGAUGGGUCCUGUUCUUCUUCUCUGGUAAAGGUUCAACAGACGUGCAGUCGGUUGGAGCUUCAAUCUUGGACCCUUACGCGCACCAAGUCUUCGAGAUCGUGCCUCGACAGGAUGUACCCUGCCUCAGCGUCUCUUUUUCCACACUGCCUCCGCCAUCUGUGGAUGCGCUUGCGGCACCGCCUUCGGAUUCCUUGCCAUCUUUGGGCCUCGUAUCGAAACCUCUUCACUCACUAACAAGAACGGCGGGUACUCUCCCGACGCCCGUACCUAAGCAACAAGUCUUCCAGCUGGAUCCGCCAAUCCUGGGCAAUGGACGAGUCUUUCUAGACGACGGCGUUGGAAACGCAACAGCAGGAGAACAAACAGCAGCUGGCCGCAACCAAACCACGUGUCAAGUUACUUUGAUGCAGUACGAGUUCAAAGACUCCUUCGGGAAACCUUUCGUUGGCGAUUACACGCCACCAGCCUGCAUGGAAGGAAGCAACACAGUCAUGAUGAACAUGACGGUACACAGCUUCGGUACACAGUUCGACCGUCUGGCAGUCAUGUAUUUCGGAGACACGGAAGCAUUCCGGACGUCGACGGCGGAGCCGAAGCAAUCGGGGAUCUCGUGGACGUAUCUGAAGGACAUGUCGCACAUGAUGGCGAUGUGGAAGACGUCCCAAAAAGUUAUUUUUGAUCUGCCGAAUCAGACGACUGACACUCUCACUGGGACGUACAUCACAACCUUGACUGCGACUUUCUUCACGGCGAAACAAGCUAUUGAUCCGGCGGAUAUUAUUAUUCCAAUCUCGGCUGAGCGGGGGUACGAUUCUCAACCAAGCGCGUUCACUCUCUCAUCUGGACCUGGGUCAUCAACUGUUCCCGCUGGAUCGAUUCCGCGAAACGUCAAUAAAGCCAUCGUCACCGUCGCUGCGACGGGACAGGGUGACGAGGAGUUCUGGUGGCAGAAUAGUCUGUCUUCCGCGGUAACCACAUACAACUCAUCCGGUGGCACCCUGUUCGGCAACAGCUCGUUUCGAGAAGUCCAACUGAUGAUCGAUGGUCAGAUGGCGGGAGUCGUCUGGCCGUACCCAGUCAUCUUCACCGGGGGACUUGUGCCUGCCUUUUGGAGCCCCAUGGUCGGUACCCAGGCAUUUGAUCUGGCCGAAGGAGAGAUAGACGUUUCUCCCUGGCUAGGGAUGCUCUGUAACGGCGAAGCCCACACAUUUGACAUGCGAGUUGUCGGCCUUGCGGACGACGCUGGAAAAACGGCCGUACUCAGCGAAGGCGUGGGCAGUAACUGGAUCGUCUCUGGCAAGAUAUUCAUCUGGACGGACUCGGACGAGUCAUCCAUCACGUCCGGCCCCAAACCCACAAUCGAAGGCUCAUCACCUGAGAUAUCCGUCUCCCAAGCCGUAACACAGGACUCGAACGGUGGAAACGACACCCUCGUCUAUAGCACCUCCGUGCACCGCACGCUUACCGUUACUUCGAACGUCAAGACCGCAGAGUAUCCCAACGGUCGAAAUAUGGUGUGGACGCAGAUCCUCAGCCACAACACCAACAACUCCUUCUCCUCCCAAGGAAACAACCAGUCAAACUCUUUGAUGACGACAGGCAGAGAUGUCUUCAUGAGGGGGUUCGAAACGCCCUACAGAAAUACGUAUCAAUACCCACUCAGCGUGAACUCCACCGGCACCGCCCUCGCAGACGGCGCAAGCCGCUUCGACACGCAGAUUAUCCGUGGCCGUGCCGUUGAAGUUGACGGCCAGGGCGUCGCACCAACUGGCCUGCAACCGUUCGCCGAACUGGCCAACAGCGCCGACCUUGUCAGAACACUCAAGGGAAAAACGAUGGUGGAGUCACAGGCCGGGAACGCGACUCUGCUGCUGACAAGAGGGAGUGGCGGCGUUGCGAGCGCGAGUGGGACUUUCGGGACGCUCAAGGGCGAGGCGAGGAUGGGUGGGCGGAGUGCGCAGGGUGUUAUGGGCAUGGAGCGUGAUACGGAACUCUGGUAUCGGAUGGUGGGUGUGGUGAACGGCACGGUGCAGGAAGACGUAGAGAGGAUUAACAGGAAAGGGGUGCUGGCUGGGUUUAAUGUCGUUGAUGAUACCCCGACGAACUCCUCAAGUAGUGGAGAUUUCAAUGCAGCAGCUACGGUUGAUGGGAGGAUUGGGAGGUUUCUGGGCCGUGGGAGGUUCCUAGAUCAGAUAAUGGCCCGUCUCGCAGUUUUCAAGAUGAAGAACACGCCGACACCGAUCCGCAUCCUCUGUUUCGGGGACAGCCUGACAGACGGGUACUGGAUGCACGGGAUGCACCGGGCGCCGUACUCCGUUACCAUGAAGAGGAUUCUGGAAGAAAAUCUAGGGGAGAAGGCCCAGAUGGGAUUCGAUGUCGAUACGAAUGGUGUUAGUGGGCAGCUCGUCGUGAACGGGUUCAGGGAGCGGAUGGGGAAUUUAUGCCCCUACGACUGGGUCGUCUUUCUCGGUGGUACGAAUGAUCUCGCCUUUAGCGUUCCUCCUGAUAGGAUCUACGACGAGAUCAAAGCUACCACCGAUCUCCCGCUGUCGACCGGAGCCAGGGUCCUCCUGCUGACCGUCCCCGAAUGCAGUGCCAAAAGCGAGACAUUGGAUCGCAACAGAGGGGAGUUGAACGAGCUGCUGAAGAGGGAUAUGAGGGAGGGCGUAUACUCGCUUGAUCUGCAUGCCAAGAUUCCAUACCACGCUCUGGAUGAGGAUGAGAGGAAGAAGAUCUGGGAUGAUGGCUUGCACUUUACCGCCGAGGGGUACGAGCGGAUCGGCGAACUGGUCGCCGAGCGUCUGAUCGGCAUUCUCAACGGUACCGGAGAGGGGGAAGGUGCUGCAACGGAGGCCAAUGCGCCAACGAUAACUCGUAAUUGA
This is a messenger RNA of Drepanopeziza brunnea f. sp. 'multigermtubi' MB_m1, 3072 nucleotides long. The record is from RefSeq and is a predicted model, not a curated record. Lineage: Eukaryota; Fungi; Ascomycota; Leotiomycetes; Helotiales; Drepanopezizaceae.